Molecule: messenger RNA, 2219 nt
Organism: Trichobilharzia szidati
Lineage: Eukaryota; Metazoa; Platyhelminthes; Trematoda; Strigeidida; Schistosomatidae
Source: the annotation of a GenBank genome assembly
AUGUCUUGUGCAAGAAGUAAAAAUACUAGGCACGAAAAUAAUAAUUCAAAUAAUUCUCUGGGCAAUGAUCAUUUUAAGUACACACGGAAUCACAAGAUCCGUUACGAACAGAAUGUACCGCAUCAGUAUGCGAGUAAUCUCAUGCCUGUUAAUGCAGGCGAGCAAAAAGAUCGUUUUCUUCGGCGUAACAUAACCCCUGAAUUUCACCUAAAAGUUAUCCCAGGAGAGUUAGAAUCUGCUAUAUUACAUGAUUCUGGACAUAUUACUUUCACUUUAUUUAGAGAAGCCACUCGAAUUUUAGAUACUGUUUGCAGGAAAUUUAAAAGCAUUGAUAAUUUUGUGGAACAAAGUUUUGGACCUAGAAUUUCUGUGGAAGAAGCAACCCAAAAGAUAACUGAAUAUAUAAAGGAGGCGAACUUGCCAACAAACUUAGAGGUUAUUUGGUGUGAAGAUUUAAUAGGAAGUGCUCUGAUGUGCAGUACUGGUAUUGAUAAAAAUGGUAACAUACCCAGGCACAGAAAAUUCACAAUGCUGCUGAAAACGAAUGAAGAAAACACAUACUUACGUGAAAGAGGCAUAAUGUGCCUGAUGGAUCAUGAACUGGGAACACACUAUCAUAGGUCAUUUAAUGAAGGUCUUCAACCAUGGUAUGGCAAAAGAGAUAUCUACGGUCUUGGGCCAACGAACAGUUGUGAAGCAGUGAAAAUUGAAGAAGGUCUUGCCUGCCUACAUACUGUACUUCGUUCAGAAUAUCGUUAUUUGGGUGUACCAGCACUUUUAUACUAUGGUUCUUGUAUGGCUGAAUAUUUACCUUUCAAAGAAUUAUUUGAACAUCUUGGAAAGUAUGUAUCGAAUGAAGAGCAACGCUGGAAACACUGUAUGCGAAUUAAGCGUUGUUUACCCAGUCAAGAUAAGUGUGGUGGCUACGGAAAGGAUCAAAGAUAUUUUGAAGGAGCAGUUAAAAUCCUCCGAAAUCAAGCAAACGUAGACUUCAAUCUUUUAAUGGCUGGUAAAUUGACCCUGGAAGAGACGAAUAAAGUUCGUCGAUGUGCCAUUAUGUCUGCAGUUCGCCUACCAUUAUUUAUGCAAGACAAAGAAAAAUAUUUGGCUAGUUUACGUACAAUAGCUCGGUUAAAUGGGAUUAAAAUUUUAGAACAAAACCAAGUGUCAAAAGCACCAAGUUCUGUGUGUUCGCGUUCAUCAGCUCCUGUAAAACUUUCACCGCUGUCUUCAACAAGUUCAUUUCUCACUCACAAGCCUAUCAACCAGUCGUCAGCUAGUAGAACUUCACUUGGAGAAAAAAAAGAUGAUAAGAAAUGCGAUAAACCAUCUAUCCCGUACAAUCGAUCAUCAAAUAUGCAAACACCAUCCGAAAAGAUUCAACUGUCACCAGCAUCCACCGAACUGUCAGCUAAUCUUUCCAAAUUAAUAAAAUCAAGCAAAAAAAAACAAGACCCUGAAGAGGCCAUCUCACCUACAAAACUCAACGGCGGUACUUCACUUCAUAGCCGUAUGAAAGGUAGACUUUUAAAGUCGCUGGACAGAUUUGAAAAUACACGAAAUGAAUUCAGCAAUGCAUUGACGUUUAUCGGAAAUAAAGACUGUGCGGAGAAAUCGAAAAAGCACAAGUAUCGAUUACUUUCACGUAGUAGUCAUAGUAGUACUGCGCUAUCCAAACAAUCCACUGACAACAAUCAACCAAUUCACAACAACAAUGGUGGUGUUGACAACUUUGAAAAUGGUAUAAAAUUUCUACCCAAAGGUGUUUGCGGUUGUCAACUGUUUACGCAUGGUUCUUUUAAGUUCCCAGUGGAAAAUACCGUGGUGGUGACCGAUGAAAAUCCUAAUUGUACUGCGUCUACUGCGAAUGGUAUUGAUGAGGAGAAAAAUGGUAUGGACAAUAACCCGAAUUGUUUAAACAAUAUCAGGGUACCUGUAGUGCUGGAAAUUGAUCUACGGCAUCCAGUGGUUGGAUUAUAGGAUCGAUUUAAUUUAAUCUAUGGAUUAAUCAAUUAAUUCAUUAAUUCAUUCAUUAACUAGCCGUUAGUUAAUUAAUGGACAGUGUGGCUUUCGCUUAACAUCUCUCUUUUGCCCUGGCAAAUUUUCUCUGAUUGGCAUCCCUGCAUCAUCUCUUAGUUCGUAUAAAUUCAAGCCAUUUACAACAACAACCAGCAACAUAUUACUCAGUAAAAUCAGUUUGCAAGGCGGUCACAAGACAG